CCGGAAGCCGAAAGCCGGAAGGAGGGCUGUGAAGACGUGUUCGGAGGAAGCCGGAGCCGGACCCGGCUGGGCCGGCGACAUGGAACCGCUGUACCAGCAAACGCACAAGCAGGUCCACCAGAUCCAGUCUCACAUGGGACGCCUGGAGACGGCAGACAAGCAGUCUGUGCACUUAGUAGAAAACGAAAUCCAAGCAAGCAUAGACCAGAUAUUCAGCCAGCUAGAACGUCUGGAGAUUUUGUCCAGCAAGGAGCCCCCCAGUAAAAGACAGAAUGCCAGACUUCGUGUUGACCAGUUAAAGUAUGAUGUCCAGCACCUGCAGACUGCCCUCAGAAACUUCCAGCAUCGGCGAUACACAAGGGAGCAGCAAGAGAGACAGCGAGAGGAGCUUCUGUCUCGCACCUUCACCCCCAACGACUCUGACACCACCAUACCAAUGGAUGAAUCACUGCAGUUUAACUCCUCCCUCCAGAACAUUCACCACGGCAUGGAUGACCUCAUUGGAGGCGGGCACAGUAUUCUGGAGGGAUUGAGGGCCCAGAGAAUGACCUUGAAGGGGACUCAGAAGAGGAUCCUUGACAUUGCCAACAUGCUGGGCUUGUCCAACACAGUGAUGCGGCUCAUUGAGAAACGGGCUUUCCAGGACAAGUACUUUAUGAUUGGUGGGAUGCUGCUCACCUGUGUGGUCAUGUUCUUCGUGGUGCAGUACCUGACAUGAGCCAGCUAAGCCCAGCAGCUGGACAACGUUCCCACGGCAUGAGCGUGUGUGACUGUGUAUGUGUGCGUGAAAGAGAGAAGGGGGGCCCAGAGGCCAUGUUUUGAAAUGUAUGUCCGUCUUAACUGUGAAAACCACUCAGAAGUAAUUGUGACCUGUAACCCAGUGAGCGUUUCAAACCUGCUCUGUUUGUGACAUCUUGGAGAGGAUGCGAGUGCUACCAAGAUUCACGGUGCAUAGGAAAUGAACGAAGUACCUCUUCUCUCUUUGUCACUCUCACUCUCACUGGGGGUGGAAGUGAUGUAAUGGUAGGGGAUGAAGUAAGGAAAGGAAAAGAACGGCUUUGGUGGUUUUGUCCACAUACAUGAUGCACACCCCUGGAAGGCUUUCACGGUGACCCUUUCGGACAGGACUGCCCACACUUUUGUCAUCAUCCAGCUUUUCCAGCUCCUAAUGGACAGGAUGGAGCAGAAGCGGAGAGAAGGAGGGGAAAGAGGUCUUCUUUUCCUGCAUUCAUUACAGUAAAUGGAUUCACAUGCAACUAGCCACCCCACCCCCAAAAUGACAUGCAGAUGACUGACAGCUCAUACUUGUCACCCUUCCCCAGAAGCAGCUCCGUAGAGCAUUGGUGCUGUUGCUGACGAGUAAGAUUUUCCACAUUACAGCUGUUGGGUGUUGCUCCUUUCUAAACUGAGGCCACUGUUACUCUCUGGGCAUGUGCAGUCUUAAGACUAAAGACCCUAGUUACUGGAAUGGUUGGCUUUUAAGGUUCUAAGACUGCAGCCUGGCACCCAUGCCCAGGCUUUGUUGGGCUUUGGCCCCUUAGAAAGUAGCUGUGAGCAAAGGUUAGUGAUUUUUUCAUUACAAUCUCACCUCUAGUUUUAACAUCUGUAACUCUUUGGCUCUCUUUUCUUCCCUGGAAAUAUAUUAGCAACUGCCAGCCAAGCCCCCCCUCUGCCCAGCCAGUGUGGGCAGGUGCCACCCUAAAACUGUCUCUGGUAUCCUUGUGAGACCAGACCCUUUUCCCUUUUCUGACCAACCCUGGAUUAAGAAUGGUGUAUCGUGGAAUUUAUUGUAAAGGCAGUCUGUUUUGAUUAAUUGCUGAAAGUACCAGAAAGUCCUGUUUAGCAUAUUUUUUUCAUCGAUCACAGGCCCUCCCAGCCCUAUGCUCAGUAGCUUUAUGGCAAGACAUAAGCUAGCACUCAGAAUUUCCCAGACCGGAAACCUGGUCCGUAUUACUGCCACCUUUGAUUGUGUUGCCCCACCUACUGUCUUUAUUUCUUGUUACUUGGACGGUCUUCUGUUUCUUUCCCUUUUCUGUGUGUGUUCCAUUCAGCUUCCCUUUUCACCUCCCACCUGUUUCUGUAGCAGUAUUGGUCUUUUAAGCAACAUCUGUGGCAUAGAUCCCCUUUUGGUAAAUGAUUCUUAAUAGUCACAUAGGCCUCUUAGCAGUCCAUAAAAAUGGGUUUUUAAACUGCACAGACCUGGACUCUCGAAGAUCUUGCCAGACAGUGCAUUUUGGAGGAAGGUGCAAAAGGAGCAGCUAAGCCAUUUGGACUUGAACUCUGGGAGAGCAAAACUCGCCUGCCCACCCUCCCUCUAUUGGCUGAUGUGACAUCUGUUUUUAGUAUGCACCACUGGGUUUCCACACUUGUCUUUAUAGUGAUUGUUAGCCUUGAUGAACCAGCAGUAAGGCCUUCCCCCACCUUCAGAGCCAUUCUCCCUACUUUGUAAUAAAAAUUGUGGAGGCAUUUUGUGGGUCUUCCAUCCUGGCCAGGGAACUGCAGUCACAGUGUGUCUGUGAGAAACGCCUAACUGAAUGCUUGUCUCCACAAUCCCAUGUAGGGAAGGGUCUGAGGCCAGGACAGGAGCACCACCUAGUGGAGUCAGGGUGAAUUUACCAGGUUGAGCUGGUGCGAGAAUCUCCAUUUGACAAUCUGUGACCUUGUCCAGGCUUUUGGUAAAAGGUUUGCCUGUUGUGGUUUAAGACAAGUGGGUUGUCAAGGAACUUGGGAAUAUCUUCUUUCUGUGGAAUUUACUUGAGUGACCACCUUAAGAAAAGCCAAAUUCGAAGACCAAAUAAAUAGGAGAGUCUUGAUUUU
Messenger RNA from Eptesicus fuscus (big brown bat), 2817 nucleotides. It is a transcript of the gene GOSR2, whose product is annotated as golgi SNAP receptor complex member 2. Gene Ontology annotation, cellular component: endoplasmic reticulum membrane; Golgi apparatus; ER to Golgi transport vesicle membrane. The transcript has 6 exons. The coding region runs from base 80 to 718 and encodes 212 amino acids. Gene Ontology annotation, molecular function: SNARE binding; SNAP receptor activity. The record is from RefSeq and is a predicted model, not a curated record. NCBI's taxonomy places the organism in Eukaryota, Metazoa, Chordata, Mammalia, Chiroptera, Vespertilionidae. Gene Ontology annotation, biological process: intra-Golgi vesicle-mediated transport; vesicle fusion.